AGAAAAUCCAGGAACUUUGUCGACUCCACUCCAGUAGAAGGCACCCGACAAAAAGCUGAACGACCUACCAAUGACAUAAAAUUGGAAGAAGAAGUGUUGUGAAUGACGGAAAAGACAUGGCAGCGGCCGGGAGGUUAGUGGUGCAGGCAGUGCGCCCUCACGCCCCAAUGAUAAAGUUCCCUAAUCGUCGGGGUGUGCCAAGCCCAAAUGUGGAAGAGGUACUGAAGAGUACAGGUAUGAGCAUGACAUCGAGUUCAUCCAUGAUUUCAUCGGCCAAAACGGCUCCGACCCAAAUCAGCUACAUGCAGCGUCCGUCUGGUCCACCUGACAGCAUCGCCACCAUCCGAGAACUGCCAAUGAAGUACCGCAGACGAGGUCUGGCCGUGGAGGAAAUGGAUUACAUACAGCGUGGAGGGCCCGAGUGACCUUUGGUAUCUUUGAACCUAACAUGUCUUCAUGUGGAAAUGUGUCAACAGAAUGCUGGCGUCCAAAAUGGAAUAUUUUUUAUGCACUUCGGUUGACUGUUUCAAGAAAAUACUACAGUUUAAUCAUAUGCUGGAGGGAAUGUUAAGUAAUAUUGCCUUUGCCAUUGAAGCACAGUGUACAUAAUAUUGUAGGCCUAUUCAUUAGAUAGAUGAAUUGACCAAUAUUAAACAGUUGAAAGUGCGUCUGUUUUUCAAUGUUUUAUCUUGUGGCCUACAGUCAAAUAUUUCAAUGUCAAACUUGAAGAAAAUGCAAGAGCAGUUCGCAAUUGUCAUGUGAGUAUGUCCCAAGUUUGUCAUCAUAAGUGGUUAUGAAUAGCCUAUAUGUCCAAUAAACUCUAAAUGGUCAGAAUGGCACCAUAUGUACA
This is a messenger RNA of Sardina pilchardus (European sardine), 850 nucleotides long. RefSeq names its product alpha-ketoglutarate dehydrogenase component 4-like. The coding region runs from base 117 to 425 and encodes 102 amino acids. The record is from RefSeq and is a predicted model, not a curated record. Gene Ontology annotation, biological process: 2-oxoglutarate metabolic process. Lineage: Eukaryota; Metazoa; Chordata; Actinopteri; Clupeiformes; Clupeidae. The transcript is spliced from 4 exons. Gene Ontology annotation, molecular function: oxoglutarate dehydrogenase (succinyl-transferring) activity.